GCACGUAUAUAAUAAACAAUUAUUUUAAAAACUUAAAAAUCAUUACUUUCUCAAAUUCCGUUACGUAAAUUAAACUCACUCACAACUUUCUCGCCGGCCAAACAAACAAUCAAAACCCUCCUUUCUUUACUCAAAACAAAAAUCAUUCAUCACAUUUCCAUUUCUUCAUCAUUCACUAACAAAAAAUCAAAUUCCCAAUGGCCCCAACUGACCCCACUACUCGACACGUGGCAGUACUCGCAUUCCCCUUCGGAACCCACGCCGCUCCUCUUCUCACUCUCGUCCGGGACCUCUCGGCGGCGGCACCGGACGCCGUCUUCUCCUUCUUCAGCACAUCGCGAUCCAACAAAACCCACUUCUCAUCACCAUCAUCAUCGGAGGAGGAGACUUCCAAGGUGGUGCCGUACGACAUCGGCGACGGGAUAAGAGAUGGGUCUGCGGCGGCGCCGACUAUAGAGACGGUGGAUGCGUUCCUUAAUGCGGUGCCGGGGAAUUUUGAGAGGGGAUUGGUGGAAGCGGAGAAGGUGGUUGGGGUGAAGAUUGGGUGUUUGGUUUCGGAUGCGUUUUUCUGGUUUGCCGGAGAAAUGGCCGGUGAGAGGCGGAUCCCUUGGGUGCCGCUUUGGACUUCCGGGCCAAGGUCUUUGCUUUCUCAUUUUUAUACUGAUCACAUACGACGACGUUUUGAGGAUCCAGAACAUAACAAAGAGGAUCAAACCCUAAACUUUCUUCCCGGAUUUUCAUCAUUUCGAGUCACAGAUUUACCGUUGGGAAUAAUUAUUCCACCGGGAAAAUCAGAAUCGCCCUUCGAUAUCAUGCUCCACAAAAUGGCACAAACUCUCCCCAAAGCUAAUGCAGUUGUCAUCAAUUCCUUCCACCAAAUAGACUCACAAAUCUCUACUCAUCUCAAAACUCAAUUUCACAAAUUCCUCAACUUGGGACCCUUCACACUCACUAACACAAAACCUAAUAAUGAAUAUGACCCAAACAAUUGCCUAGAAUGGUUAUCAAGGCAAAACCCUAGAUCAGUUGUCUAUAUUAGCUUUGGUAGCCUAGUGGUUCCACACGCUGAUAAAGUCGCAAUAUUGGUAGAAGCCCUAAAGGAAAGUGGAUUUUCUUUCCUUUGGUCAUAUAGAGGAGAAAAUAAUACAACACUUUUUGAAGAAACCCUAAAUGGAAAAUUGGUGUCUUGGGCACCACAAGUGGAGGUUUUGAAACACCCUUCGGUCGGGGCUUUUGUGACUCAUUGCGGUUGGAACUCUAUUUUGGAAAGUAUUGUGGGAGGAGUACCGAUGAUUUGUUGUCCUUUUUUUGGAGACCAAAUGAUGAAUAUGAGGACGAUUGAAGAUGUUUGGGGGAUUGGUGUUGGAAUUGAAGGAGUUGCAUCGAAACACGACUUUUUAAAGGCUUUGAGAAGUGUUUUGGUGGAAGAAGAAGGGAAGGGAAUGAGGGAGAGGAUUGGGGUUAUGAAAAAGCUUGCUUAUGAGGCUGUAACAGUUGAUGAUAAUGUUGUUGAUGGAGGAAGCUCUAGGAGAGAUUUCAAUGACUUGGUGGAAAUUAUUACUAAAGGGUAAUUUAAUUUAAGUUAGAACAUUAAUUAAUUUGUUUAGUUUCCAAGGAAUUACAUUGCUAAACAUAUAUAAUUAGCCUGGCCUAAAUUUUAUGUUGGCAGAUCAUAAAAGUUACAUAGCUUUCUAUUU
Messenger RNA from Cannabis sativa, 1697 nucleotides. RefSeq names its product flavonol 3-O-glucosyltransferase F3GT2-like. Gene Ontology annotation, molecular function: UDP-glycosyltransferase activity. The transcript has 2 exons. Lineage: Eukaryota; Viridiplantae; Streptophyta; Magnoliopsida; Rosales; Cannabaceae. The coding region runs from base 198 to 1571 and encodes 457 amino acids. The record is from RefSeq and is a predicted model, not a curated record.